Molecule: messenger RNA, 5563 nt
Organism: Dromaius novaehollandiae (emu)
Lineage: Eukaryota; Metazoa; Chordata; Aves; Casuariiformes; Dromaiidae
Gene: MTMR3
Product: myotubularin related protein 3
Exons: 25
Coding region: 722-4357 (1211 amino acids)
Biological process (GO): phosphatidylinositol dephosphorylation; regulation of autophagy
Cellular component (GO): membrane; cytoplasm
Molecular function (GO): phosphatidylinositol-3,5-bisphosphate 3-phosphatase activity; phosphatidylinositol-3-phosphate phosphatase activity; protein phosphatase binding
Source: RefSeq, a predicted model, not a curated record
GCGCGCGCGCGCCCGCCCGCCCGCCCGGCCCCGCCGUGCCCGCGUCCCGUGCGGCCGCCAUGUUGUUGUGGUUGUGAGAGGAGGUGGCGGCGGCAGCGAGGAGCCGAGCGACCCCGGCCGAGGCAGGAGGCCGCGCCCCGGGAGGGGGUGUGGGAGCUCCGCGCCAUGCCCUGCCCCGCGGAAGCUUGACUAUUGACAGGACACACCGUGAAGAGUUUGGAGACGUUGAAGCUGCAAAUGAAUUGAUGCAGUAGUCUCCCCUCGUCUGGAAGGGGUUGGCAGCUCAAACGUUUCUAAGGAAGAUAAGCAAAUUAGUUGAGUAGAAGAAGAAAAAAAAAGUCACCUUAGCAGCAUUCGAAGUGAUUUUGCCCGUCAUGGUGCUGAGUCCGUUCACCGUGGAUCAGACAGACGGAAGAGCCGAUGCAAGGGAAGCGGUGGGAGCACGCAGCUGGGAAGGUUUAGUCCCUUUUCCCAGAGUUGCCAAUGUGAAGUAUUGUAGGAGCAUUGUCUGAAGCUUUCUGGGACAGAGAGGACUGUUUUGUUGUCUGCUACUCUUUGUCACCUGGACUCUGGGCUUGCUCCUGCUGGAAAGCUGUGAGAGCCACAACCAAGGCAGUGCUUCAGGCUCACCGCCACGUCUCAUGCGAUUUUAAUAAGUGAAGAAGAGCCUCUAAGUAUUGUGAGUAAAGACGAGGAUUUCUCCUCCUAUCCAGGGCCUGUCAUGGAUGAAGAGACUCAGCACAGCCUUGAAUGCAUCCAGGCUAAUCAGAUUUUUCCCAGGAAGCAGCUGAUCCGAGAGGAUGAAAACCUUCAGGUCCCGUUCAUUGAACUUCAUGGUGAGAGUACAGAGUAUGUAGGACGAGCAGAGGAUGCCAUCAUUGCACUUUCAAAUUACAGACUUCACAUCAAAUUCAAAGAGUCUGUUGUGAAUGUUCCAUUACAGCUUAUAGAAAGUGUUGAGUGCCGUGAUAUAUUUCAACUCCAUUUGACUUGCAAAGACUGCAAAGUUAUAAGGUGUCAGUUCUCUACUUUUGAGCAGUGUCAAGAUUGGCUUAAGCGACUGAACAAUGCCAUCCGCCCACCUUCGAAGAUAGAAGACCUUUUUUCAUUUGCCUAUCACGCUUGGUGUAUGGAGGUUUAUGCCAGUGAAAAAGAGCAGCAUGGGGAUUUGUGUCGGCCAGGAGAGCACGUAACUUCAAGGUUUAAAAAUGAAGUUGAGCGGAUGGGUUUUGAUAUGAACAAUGCCUGGCGGAUUUCCAACAUCAAUGAGAAAUACAAGCUCUGUGGUAGUUACCCGCAGGAAAUCAUAGUUCCCGCCUGGAUCACGGAUAAAGAGCUAGAGAGUGUGGCAAGCUUUCGGUCCUGGAAACGUAUCCCUGCUGUUGUGUACAGGCAUCAGAGUAAUGGAGCAGUUAUUUCCCGCUGUGGACAGCCUGAGGUCAGUUGGUGGGGAUGGAGGAAUGCAGAUGAUGAACACCUUGUCCAGUCUGUAGCCAAAGCCUGUGCCUCAGAUUCAAGGUCCAACAGUAACAAAAUAAUGAAUGGAAAUUGUUCCAGAGAUUUCGCCAAUGGAGGGGAUCUCUCUGAUGUGGAGUUUGAUUCCUCAAUCUCUAAUGCUUCAGGAGCAGAGAGUUUGGCAAUACAGCCUCAGAAGCUUUUGAUCUUAGACGCGCGAUCCUAUGCAGCAGCUGUGGCUAACAGAGCCAAAGGUGGAGGCUGUGAGUGCCCAGAGUAUUAUCCAAACUGUGAAGUAGUGUUCAUGGGGAUGGCAAACAUUCACUCUAUCCGGAAGAGCUUUCAGUCCCUGCGUUUGCUCUGCACACAAAUGCCAGAUCCAGGAAAUUGGUUAUCAGCUCUGGAAAGUACCAAAUGGCUGCAGCACUUAUCGGUGCUUCUGAAAUCUGCGCUACUUGUAGUUCAUGCCGUGGACAGAGACCAGCGACCAGUCUUGGUGCACUGUUCAGAUGGCUGGGACCGUACCCCACAGAUAGUGGCGCUGGCCAAAUUGCUGCUAGAUCCGUAUUACAGGACCACAGAGGGUUUCCAGGUGCUAGUGGAGACAGAGUGGCUGGAUUUUGGCCACAAGUUUGCAGAUCGCUGUGGCCAUGGUGAGAAUUCGGAUGACCUAAAUGAGCGCUGCCCAGUGUUUUUACAGUGGCUGGACUGCGUCCAUCAGCUCCAGAGGCAGUUUCCUUGCUCUUUCGAGUUUAACGAAGCAUUCCUUGUCAAAUUGGUGCAGCACACCUACUCUUGCCUCUUUGGUACAUUCCUGUGCAACAAUGCGAAAGAGAGAGGAGAAAAACACACGCAGGAACGGACCUGUUCUGUCUGGUCUUUGCUGCGGGCAGCAAAUAAAGCCUUCAAAAACCUGCUCUACUCUUCUCAAUCUGAAUCUGUGCUGUAUCCAGUGUGCCAUGUGCGUAAUCUAAUGCUCUGGAGUGCUGUUUACCUGCCAUGUUCUUCCCCCUCUACACCUGCUGAUGACACUUGUGCCCCAUACCCUGUUCCAGGCUCUAGCCCUGAAGAUCAGCCUCUGGGCAGGUUACCAAAGACAAGAUCGUUUGACAAUCUGACGACAGCCUGUGAUAGUAACAUGCCUACAACUAAUCGACGUAGCAGCGAUCCCAGCCUAAAUGAAAAGUGGCAAGAGCACCGUAGGUCUCUGGAGCUGAGCAGCCUUGGUAACCCAGGGGAUGAUCCGUUUGAUGGAGACAGCCUGAGCAAACAAGGCAGGGCUCCAGUUGGAGCAGAACUUUCUGUUGCAGCUGGCGUGGCAGAGGGACAGAUGGAGAACAUUUUGCAAGAGGCCACUAAAGAUGAUGUUGCUCUGGAGGAGCACUUAAGGGGUAGCCUAGAGACAGUAGGUAAAGAGGAUGAGAUUGCCCUGGAUAAGGAGAACAGAACUGAAAAUCUGCAUGGAUAUGUCAGUGACGUCUGUGAAAAGACUGAGAUGGAUAAAGGUAUUGUAAUGAACAAUCCUGUGUCCAAUCCACAUCCAGUUUCACAAGGUGCUUCUGAUCUUAAAGGACAACAGGAUGAGCAUACUGAUCUCAGUAAUGCUAUCCAGAAGUUACCUCAGGUGAAAGGACUACAGACUGUUCCUUUGGAGAGUUUUGUAAAUAGAGAUGCUCAAAAGAACAUGGAGGAAGGUGUUAGCAAGCUUCAAGGAGAAACAGAGGGUCUGUAUAAUACACCACAGGCCAGCCUUCCAUUAGCUCUCACAAUCCAACACGAGGCAAGAACAUCCAACAUUGAAAGUUCUACUGAAACCUUAACAGAGAGUGAAACAAAGCAAGAGCUGAUUCCUAAGGGUCUUUGCCAUAGACCUCAUCUGAUCGACAACAGUGCUGAUGAACUUUCUCGAACUGUUGAAAAUAGGCCAGAGGGGGAAGGCAUGCUAGAACUUCAAAAACUGGGAACAAAAGUAAAUAGGACUUCUAGUAGCAGCAACACACACAUCCCGAUGCCUUCCCCUUGUGCCUUGCCUUUAGCUGAAUGUAAAGAUGAGAUUGUGUGUAAUGGAGAGCUGGAGCCUGAGAACAAGGUGACAGAGAAGCCUGUGGGGUUUAGAGUUCCCCAGAAAUAUCCUGCAACAAACGGACAUUGUGUGAAUGGAGAGGACAGUAGGAUCAAAGCUUCUCUGAGUCGGCAGGUCUCUACAGCUAGCUGUAGUUCUGCUCAGUUUCACUUGAGGAACUUGCACCAAAAAUGGAUGUCUAGUCACCUUGGGAAGCAGCAGACAGCCAGCAGCCCAGACCAACCUACCAGAAGUCACCUGGAUGAUGACGGGAUGCCUGUCUACACUGAUAUAAUCCAGCAGCGCCUGCGCCAGAUAGAAACUGGCCAUCAGCAGGAAGUGGAGACCUUGAAGAAACAGGUGCAAGAGUUGAAAAGCCGGUUGGAGAGCCAGUUCCUGAAUAGCUCCUUGCGUCUCAAUGGUGAUUAUGGAGAUGAAGUGACUUCUAUACCCGACUCGGAAAGCAAUCUGGAUCAGAACUGCUUGUCUCGCUGCAGCACAGAGAUUUUCUCUGAAGCCAGCUGGGAACAGGUGGAUAAACAGGACACAGAGGUGACACGAUGGCUUCCAGACCACCUCGCUGCACACUGCUACGGCUGUGACAGUACGUUCUGGCUUGCCAGCAGGAAGCACCACUGCAGGGACAUUGAACGUGUUGAUCAAAUCUGGAAUUGUGGAAAUGUGUUUUGCUCCAGUUGCUGUAACCAGAAGGUGCCAGUUCCGAGUCAACAGCUCUUUGAACCCAGCAGAGUCUGCAAAUCGUGCUAUAGCAGCUUGCACCCGAGUAGUACCAGCCUUGAUCUUGAACUGGAUAAACCCAUCACUGCCACAUCAAAUUAAAGCUCCAGCCUAGAAGAAACAGGGGAACAGCCGUGUUGAUUCUUCCCCGAACAGACACGCACAGUCUUGGUGGGAGGAGGCUGGGAGGACUGAAGAAGCCAUGCACUUUGGAGUUUGGGACAUGGAACACUGCUCGGCAGGACAGAAAUCUAGGAUGAACCACUGGAUUGUGGAAUUCUCCUUUUCCAGUUAUUCCCCCCUUUCCUUUCUGUCCUAUUUGUGUGCGUGCGUGCGGGGGGGUGUGUGUGUGAUGCGUGCGUAUGUGUAUAUAUAUAAUUAUAUAUAUAUAUAUUUGUUUGUUUGCUGGAAGAUUGUGAAGUGGGAAGGGAGCUGGCCCCAGAACCAGAUCCCCGUAUGUCCCACUGUUGAACUGUGUUGCAGACAGACUGUUUUAUGGAGGAAAGGAGAAAAGGGGAAUCAGUCCCGAGUCAGUGUGCAAAGUGUGAAUAUCUGUAGCAUCAAUGCUAGUGCUUUCAAUCACUCCUGUUACUUCCAAACAAGAAACUGCUGUUUGGGAACUUGUUGCUGCUAGAAGAAAUGGGAAUCUCUUUCCCAAGAGAGCACUCUCCCUCUCUGUUCUUAGAGUGGGCUUAGUUAUCCUCAACUGCGUGAAGGGGGAAUCAAUCACAGAUUUCCGUACUCAGCAGCUCUGUAUUUACAUAUAUAAUCUACGUGUUUUAUUGCCAUUAGCCCUGUUAGCUGUGGCUCUGAGUGGAAACACCUGGACAGCUUUGGCUAAGGAAAGUGUGUGCUUGUUUGGGAGAGGUGAGAAGAAGGCGACUGAACAGGCUGCUGAGCUGAGAUUGGUUUUACACUGGCGCCUCUAUCUGUAAAUGCAAUUCAUUAUUUAAAAACAAGUGGGAAAGUAGAAGACCUUAGACUUCUAUCCUUGCCCCAUCUGUCGGAUUUUUUACUGAGAAUGCAGAGCUACUUUUGGAGCGGUGCACUUGUCAUGGUUCAUACCAAUUGUCAUACUAUUGAUCAGACUUGCACCUUAAUGACAAUAUCCAAAGCAACUGAAGAACAACUGUGCUGUGCUGGUAUUUUAACCAGGCUCGGUCUGUGAGAAGUGCAGUGAUGUUUGCGAUACUCCUGGGAUGUUUCCUCCUUUUUUAAUCUAUAUUCAGUGUACUCCAGAUAGGAAAAUCCUGCCUGAGGAUUAGAGACCUAAAAUAAAUCAUGGAUUCCUCUUCUUCCUUCUGUCCC